Molecule: messenger RNA, 1871 nt
Organism: Megachile rotundata (alfalfa leafcutting bee)
Lineage: Eukaryota; Metazoa; Arthropoda; Insecta; Hymenoptera; Megachilidae
Gene: Task7
Product: TWIK-related acid-sensitive K[+] channel 7
Biological process (GO): potassium ion transmembrane transport; stabilization of membrane potential
Cellular component (GO): plasma membrane
Molecular function (GO): potassium ion leak channel activity; outward rectifier potassium channel activity
Source: RefSeq, a predicted model, not a curated record
CGUUCCCGUGCCAUGUCGUCGAACGAUCGAUAGCGCGAUUUGCCGACAUGCGAAAAUGUCGCCGAUCUCUCGUCGCGUGUGAUCUGACGGAAGUGAUCGGCGGUACGUGCGGCUGAACGAACGAGACCGAUACCGAUUUCUCGGCAACGAUUUACGUGGCUGCCGCACCCCGCGAAGAUGAAGAGGCAGAAUGUCAGGACCUUGUCCCUGGUCGUGUGCACGUUUACUUACUUGCUGAUCGGAGCCGCCGUUUUCGACGCACUGGAGUCGAAUACCGAGAGGAAACGCUGGGAGUUUCUCUCCGAGGUUCGGCGAAAUAUGAUAAAGAAGUAUAACAUCACGCAGGAAGAUUACAGGAUGCUGGAGAUCGUUAUCAUUGAGAAUAAGCCACAUAAAGCGGGUCCACAGUGGAAAUUCGCUGGUGCCUUUUAUUUCGCGACGCUUGUGCUCGCAAUGAUAGGAUACGGACAUUCGACUCCAGUAACCAUAGGAGGAAAAGCAUUUUGCAUGGCGUACGCCAUGGUCGGCAUUCCUCUGGGUUUGGUCAUGUUCCAAAGUAUCGGUGAACGUUUGAACAAGUUCGCAUCGGUGGUGAUCAAAAGAGCCAAAACGUAUUUACGUUGCCAGAAAACUGAAGCGACGGAAAUGAAUCUGAUGCUUGCUACAGGGAUGUUGUCUAGCAUAAUUAUUACUACCGGUGCUGCCGUAUUUUCGCGUUACGAGGGUUGGAGCUACUUUGACAGCUUCUAUUACUGCUUCGUGACGUUGACCACCAUUGGUUUCGGUGAUUACGUCGCUCUUCAGAAUGACCAUGCACUUUCCAACAAACCAGGAUACGUGGCCUUAAGUUUAGUCUUCAUCCUAUUUGGUCUGGCCGUUGUUGCUGCCAGCAUAAAUUUGCUCGUACUUCGUUUCAUGACGAUGAACACGGGAGACGCACGUCGGGACGACAACGAGUUGCAGCCCGCUUCUCACCACGUUUUGACCCUAGACGGCGAGGUGGUCGCCGUAAACGGAAAGUUACUAGCCGGCCACGUACCGAUCGUGCACGACAGCGACGACUGCGUGAGCGUGUGUUCGUGUACGUGUCUGGGACCCGCCAGUUCCGAGCUUUUGGACCAAGGAUACCAAGGAUACAGACCUCCUUCGACUUCUGCCAGUAUCCGCAUGAAACGUGCGUCGGUCUGAUGGAAGGAGUUCCGUCGUCGUAGUUUACGUCGUCGACUCUCGAGAACCGAUAGCAGAGAGCUGCUCGGUAUCGACGUGUGAAGAGUGGAGUCGAAGAAGGAAAUCCUUCCCGAUCGGAUGAUCAAUCGAACGUGAAGAGUUUGACCAAAGUACCAUGUAUGGUCCGUCAGGACUGAAGUUCGACAUUGUGUUCUUAAAAAUCUACCUUAAAGCGUUCGCGCGAGUUCGUUCAUUUUCGAUGACGUAUUUUAAAGGAGAACCGACAAUGACGAUUUUCUAGAGUCGCAUGUACACGAAUUAUAAUCAGCUCACGUAAACCUUGCGAGGAAGUAGGUUGUAGAGAAUAAUGGGGUAUGUGGGAUGUGUCGUUUGUAGACGAUUUUGUAACGAUUUCGUACGUUUCAUAUCGUUCCAUAUAGCGGUGAAUGUCGGCCGAAAACUUACUGUCAGUCGUAGCCUCCGUGGAUGUUGCAUUGAUAUUCAGAGAUAUGGGAUUGUUCGAUUGUGGUGGGGUACUUUGUUGAGGGAGAGUUAUGGUGCAUACUCAGGUCUGAGAUUGAAUACUAUAAAAUAUGGCUGAAAGGGAAUUUUGGUGGGGUAUGAAUUUCGAUUGGCGAUGUGGGGACUGUUGAGGAACUGUGACUACACAUGUCAAGAGGAAGGUUUUGGGGUAUGGGAUUUGG